Cladophialophora carrionii CBS 160.54 is the source of this 435-nucleotide messenger RNA. RefSeq lists its product as uncharacterized. Bases 1 to 435 code for a protein of 144 amino acids. NCBI's taxonomy places the organism in Eukaryota, Fungi, Ascomycota, Eurotiomycetes, Chaetothyriales, Herpotrichiellaceae. The record is from RefSeq and is a predicted model, not a curated record. The transcript has 2 exons.
AUGGAGAACUACAUCUCUUCAGGAAUGCUGGAGGCGCUAGGCGUCUCCCACACAUCUUCCCAAUCUCGUCAGUUGCUGGCCAUUGCGAAACCAGACCAGCGUAUUGCGGCCCUUGGCAUACCGGCCUUCAGAGCGAUCCGCCAUGCGAAUAGGCCCACAGACGCACUGAAACAGUUUGCCAACGUGAGCUUCAACGUCUUCGGCUUGCCUCCGCCUCCUCAGGACGGAACCGUCGUGUGGCAAUCAGAAGUGUUCCUCGGUGUGGCGUUCCAGAGAGACGCAGCGGCGUUGAGGCUCGCGGAGGACUUCGCUGGAAACCCGGCACUUGAAGGUGUGCCUGUACUGGCAAGUGCGAUGAAAGGAUAUGAGUUCAACUUUGAUUCAGGGAAGUUAGCGGAUGGAAAGCGGGAAGAUAGGAAGAAAGAUGAGUUGUGA